AUGGCAAAAUCUCUUAAAACCAUUCAUCAAUUCACUGGCGUGAUGCAGUUCAUGCAAAGGGGCUUGGAUUCGGAAACCAAGAAGCAACUCGAAGAAGAGGAGAAGAAAAUCAUCAGCAAGGAGCACUGGUUCCUGGAUCUGCCAGAACUAAAGGAGAAGGAGACCUUUAUAAUAGAAGAGCGGAGCUUUCUGCCCUGCGAGGAUCUGCUUUAUGGCAGAAUGUCGUUCAAAGGCUUCAAUCCCGAAGUUGAGAAGUUAAUGAUCCAGAUGAACUCGAGGUACAAGACGGAAGAAAUCGAAGAGGAAGAUAAUGCAAUGGAAGCUGAUGUAUCGGAUGAAGAAAUGGCCAGAAGGUACGAGACGUUGGUUGGAACGAUCGGGAAGAAGUUUCUGAAGAAGAGGGAACGCCGUGCCCUGCAGAACACAGACGAGGCCGAGAACGGUCCCCACGGGCCCAGCAAAGCGAAGAAAAUGUUUUUGAAACCCCAGGAUUAAAGCGACGUGGAUGAUUUGUGCAUCCGUCAGGCUGGGGAAAUAUAUUUUUGUACCUCGGUUAACACCAGUUAUUUUUCUAAAUCGCCAGCUUUCUUUAUGUCCCCGGGAUGGAUGCAUUGCUCAGAGUAGAUGCACACGUAAAUGGAUGUCAUACAUCCUCUGUUCUCUGCGCAUGGUUUUUUCUUUUAAGCGCGGGCCCAGUGAGAUAACGUGAGUUUAUCACCGCCUGUAAGCGGGCUGGUUGCCAGGCUCGGCUGAGAAUACUUCCCGAUUAUGAUUUUACCUGAACUGCAAGCAAAGACUUCAACGGCCAAGCGAAUUCCGGCAGCUUCACCCUACAAUGCUCUUUUCCGUUGUCAUUUUAUAUUCUACCCCUUUUGCUUUUUUAAAAAGAUUGGGUGGGUGGAGUUUUCGAGGAAGAUUAUUUUUUAAGAGCCGGACAACUCAACGAUUUAUUUGAUUUAUGUAUUUGAAAAAAAAAUAUUUUAUUGUAACGGAGUAUUUUUAUUGUUGUCUGCAGCUAUUUUAAGUGUCUGUUCCCAAUGCCUAAUGAGAGUUGUGACUGCAAAAGGGAAGCAGUGGGCCAGGGGAGACAUGCAGUUUUUGUGCUUGAGUAAAGGGGUGUUCUGUUUUUGAGCCAGUUCUUUGAAACUUCAGCCAUUUCUUGCCGAAGGAGAGCUACUGAAGUAUAUGGGUGCUGUCAGUCUCUUGCCCCAGUGCGUAUGGACCAGUGGGUAAAGGCUUUCUGUGCUUUAAAAACUAGUUGCGUCUUUAGUGCCUCCGGUGUGUCCACUGAAUACCCCCCAAAUCGCUCUUUGGAGAACUAGCGUCAGCCCUCCUGAUCGCAUAAGGUGGGGCAAGGAAACUGCUAGGUACCCCCUGCCCCACACAUCUCCCCUUGUAUAUCAUGCUACGAAUUGUGUGCUUUUUCCAUUUCCCUUCAACAUUGUUGCAUCCGGAGAGUCAUACUUAACGAUUUUCAGAAUUGAUAGCGUGCCGGCGAUCUCGGCCAAAGGUGAUCUCUAAGUCUGCACGUUUUUCUCUGGUCGGGGUCGGGGAUGAAACCGUUUGGGGCGAGAAGGCCAAGAAUCACGGCGUUUCUCGUUUGUCAUCGAGGUCACAAUAAACACACCCUGUUUCC
This is a messenger RNA of Gekko japonicus, 1636 nucleotides long. RefSeq names its product M-phase phosphoprotein 6 (gene MPHOSPH6). Lineage: Eukaryota; Metazoa; Chordata; Lepidosauria; Squamata; Gekkonidae. The transcript has 5 exons. Bases 1 to 495 code for a protein of 164 amino acids. The record is from RefSeq and is a predicted model, not a curated record. Gene Ontology annotation, biological process: maturation of 5.8S rRNA.